AUGGCCUCAUCAUCGCAGCCGGGUCCAUUAAAGCGAGGCGACUACUCGCCCUCUAAGUCCAGCGACCUUCGCAGCCCAUGUCCGCUGGUCAAUAGCCUCGCGAAUCAUGGCUACAUACCGCGUGAUGGGCGCAACGUUCUGGCCGCCGAGUUGAGCGGUGCCGUAAACGAGGUGGGCAUCAGCAAGGCCUUGGGCGCCGCCCUAUCUCGGCCUAUCUUCCUCGAGUACGUUGAGCGUGCAAGCAUUGCCAAAGAAGACGCGAAUGGCAAGAAAGGCUCCUUCCUAGCACAUCUCUGGACCUUCCUCCGGAAUCCCCGUGCUGCGCUGGCCAAGGCCUUUGGUAUGCGCAAGCCUGGCCAAUUCGACUCGACCGGCAAGCCAUGUUUGAACCUGGACCAAUUGGCGGCGCAUGGGGUGGUGGAGCAUGAUGUAUCGUUUUCCAGGCGAGAUAUUGGCCAAGGGGACAACCUGUCCAAGCAAGCAGAUCUUGUACAACAGAUUAUCGCGGCCUCUUCGGACGGCAAGACCAUCACAGCCGAGGAUUUUGCAGGGUUGCGGCGGAGGAGGAUUGAGGAGCAGAAGAAAGCGAAUCCGAGUCUGACAUACGGAGCAAGCCAACAUCAACUAGCGUGUGGAGAGAUUGCGCUCAUUCUGAAGGUCUUUGGUGACGGAAAGAAAGUACCGUGUGACUACAUGAAGGCCUUCUUCGAGGAGGAGCGAUUGCCACGGGAGGAAGGGUGGACGAAGAGGUGGUGGAGUGUUGGCUUCUUCGAUCUGAUCCCUUUGGCUGCGAAGGUGAAGAAGAUUAUCGUUGGGCAUUUCUAG
Molecule: messenger RNA, 825 nt
Organism: Bacidia gigantensis
Lineage: Eukaryota; Fungi; Ascomycota; Lecanoromycetes; Lecanorales; Ramalinaceae
Exons: 2
Coding region: 1-825 (274 amino acids)
Molecular function (GO): peroxidase activity
Source: RefSeq, a predicted model, not a curated record